CGAUUUCUUUGCUUUAUAUACCCUUUCAACGUCUCUGGGCUUUACUCUUGCUACCUACUACAAUUGCACCUCUUUUGCUAUACGGUAGUAUUUGAACAAUGUUUUCACGGACUAUUAGGAAGACAUGUACCUGCUCGAGAGUAGCAACAAGGUCCCAUGGUCUAAAUCGCCGGCUCGCUCAUACCCAGGCGGCAUUCAAUUUUGAAGAUCCACUUGGCAGUUCCAAAUUAUUCACCGAAGAUGAAUUGGCUAUCCAAGAAACGGCACGUUCAUAUUGCCAGGAGCAAUUGCUCCCGAGAGUUCUGGAUGCGCAUCGCAGCGAACAUUAUGAUAAGAGAAUACUCGAAGAGAUGGGGGAACUCGGGCUUUUGGGUGCUACUAUUCAAGGCUAUGAAUGUGCAGGAGUCAGCCAAGUAGCCUCCGGGCUAAUCACCAGGGAAGUUGAACGGGUUGAUUCAGGUUACCGCUCGGGAAUGUCUGUGCAGAGUUCCCUCAUCAUGGGCGGGAUCUACGAGUUUGGAUCUGAGGAACAGAAACAGAGAUACCUGCCCCAGCUUGCAAAAGGCAAGUUGGUCGGGUGUUUCGGUUUGACCGAGCCAAAUCAUGGCUCUGACCCUGGCUCAAUGGAGACAAUCGCUAAACCUCACCCGUCAAAGAAAGGAGUCUUUCUCCUCUCAGGUUCAAAGACCUGGAUAACAAAUUCACCGAUCUCAGAUGUGAUGAUGGUCUGGGCAAAGCUCCAAUCUACUGGAAAGAUUCGGGGCUUUCUGGUUGAUCGGAAUCGUUGCCCUCCCGGAACAUUGGAAACGCCUGCCAUAAAGAAUAAAACUGGCUUACGUGCAUCCCUAACUGGAAUGAUCCAAAUGGAUGAAUGUCCCGUGCCAGAGGAAAACAUGUUUCCGACCAUUGAAGGACUCAGGGGGCCGUUCAACUGUCUCAAUUCGGCGCGAUACGGGAUCGCCUGGGGUACAAUGGGAGCCCUAGAAGAUUGCAUUGCGCGGACCAGAGAAUAUGCGCUUGAGCGGAAACAAUUCAAAGGCAAUCCCCUUGCCAAAUACCAACUUGUGCAGAAGAAAUUAGCUGAUGCAGUAACGGAUGCUGCAUACGGUGUUCUCGCUGCCUAUCAAGUCGGGCGACUCAAGGAAGAGGGCAAGGCUUUACCAGAGAUGAUAUCUAUGAUCAAGCGGCAGAAUUGUGAUCGCGCUUUGAUCAACUCGAGGGCUCUGCAGGAAAUUUUCGGUGGUAAUGCAGUGAGUGAUGAAUAUCACAUCGGAAGGCACGUGGCAAAUCUUUUCGUGACACAGACCUAUGAAGGCCAGAGUGAUAUUCACAGUUUAAUUCUCGGAAGAGCAAUUACUGGUGUACAAGCAUUUUGCUAAGGGGUUUGCACGUGGCAACCGCCAACGGAUGGUAGGAUGGAAACCCUUCAUGAUAAAUUUUGGCGGUUCCGAGGUUGGUCAAGAAAAUGUUUUCAAUUAUAUAAAGGUAGAAUACUAUCCUCCCAGUAUUGAUUGACAAAGUCAAGUAUGGGGACCAAGGGCUCCUGGUCGUGCCACAAGUGGCCUGAAGAUGAAUUGAAUUCUUUGCAGGCAAUCUCGCUCUUUCUCCAAGACCAUGGGUCGCCAUGUGCAUACCUAGCAAAGGGACAACCUUAAGAAGAUAUGCCGUCACAGGGG
Messenger RNA from Xylona heveae TC161, 1676 nucleotides. RefSeq names its product glutaryl-CoA dehydrogenase. Gene Ontology annotation, cellular component: mitochondrial inner membrane. The transcript has 4 exons. The coding region runs from base 99 to 1379 and encodes 426 amino acids. Gene Ontology annotation, molecular function: flavin adenine dinucleotide binding; glutaryl-CoA dehydrogenase activity; fatty-acyl-CoA binding. NCBI's taxonomy places the organism in Eukaryota, Fungi, Ascomycota, Xylonomycetes, Xylonales, Xylonaceae. Gene Ontology annotation, biological process: fatty acid beta-oxidation using acyl-CoA dehydrogenase; fatty-acyl-CoA biosynthetic process. The record is from RefSeq and is a predicted model, not a curated record.